UUUUAAAGUGGUGAUAACUGCUCAGUCAGUUCCCCACAUUCCGCAUCUUUUUCUCGGGUUCUGUCUGGUUUUCGAAGGAUCGCUGGUUAUAUGUUAGCGCAGAUUUCCCUCCAUUCUCAGACACCAAUUUACAUAGCAUGGCAACUCGUUUUGUCUCCUCCAUAUUUGUGAAACCUAAUUGUCGUCAGUGAGAGGGCUGAUGAAAAACCCAGCCAUUCGCAAAAAGUGCACAACUAGAACGCCUCGGUGUGACGCAACCGGGAGUAUUUAGGUGAAUUGGGGAAGUUUGGGUUAAGCCUGAGUUUUGAGCCGGACACUGAAUCAGAGAGCUCAGAAAUCCCCGAGCUCAGGGUGAAGGUCAGCUGCGAACUGAGAGUGGAAACUUUCUGUACAGAGGACUGGGAGACUGUGGACGCUGUUUACAAUGUCUGCAUUCUGCACGGCGAUCCUUUCUCUCGGGGUCUUAACAUUCACUUCAUCAGCAAAGGGAGCCCAGGGAUCAGUGCCCAUUUCAAUUGGCUGUACCACCAGAGGUGCUUAUUUUAAGGAGAAUCGGGUGGAUUUGCUAUGCCCACCACGUUGCGAUUACUCCCAGCUAUCUGUCUGGGGAUCUGGAGUGUAUGCCUCAGUCUCCAGUAUCUGUGCAGCUGCAGUUCACAGCGGUGUGAUUAAGACUUCGGGAGGAAUAGUUCGUCUUCAGAAAUCAACAGGACAAGAAAAUUAUCAAUCUUCCACCGCAAAUGGGAUAAGAUCGUUGCCGCUUUCUCAAUGGAUGAGCUCCUUUUCAGUCUCCAAAAUUGGAAGAAAAGCACUCGAGGUAUCUGGACCACCAAAAGCUACAGUUGUUCCAACUGCUGUAAGACCAACAAAGAAAAAAGCUGCAAAAUCUGGAAAAAAGAUUUUAAAAGUGAACAAGGAGUGCAAAGCUGACAUUGCCUUCUUGCUUGAUGGGAGCUGCAAUCUUGGUAAACGCAGAUUUGAGCUUCAGAAGAAUUUUGUCAUUAGAGUCACCAACUCACUUGGUGUUGGACCACAAGGACCACUUGUUGGCAUUGUACAAGUAAGUGAGAAUCCUAAAACUGAAUUCAACUUGAAAAAUUUCACUAAUUCAAAGGAUGUGGCCUCUGCAAUCAAAAAUGUGACUUACAGAGGAGGUAGCACCAAUGUUGGUAAAGCUCUAAUUCACACGACAGAAAACUUUUUCACUCCUGAUAAGGGGACGCGGCCUGGGUACCCAAAAGUCAUAGUUGUUGUGGUGGAUGGAUGGCCCUCAGAUGAAAUCGAAAGAGCAGCAAAUCUGGCCAGAGAAUCUGGCGUGAAUGUUUUCAUUGUCUCCGUUGCAAAAGCACUCCCAGAAGAGCAAAAGAUGGUCCCAGACCCUACCUACAUGGAUAAGAUUGUUUGCAGAAACAAUGGGCUCUUUUCCUAUGCUAUUCCAAACUGGUUUGGGACAUACAAGUUUAUAAAACCUAUAGCACAAAGGUUGUGCUCCUACGACCAGAUGACAUGCAGUAGAACUUGUUAUAAUUCAGUAAACCUCGGCUUUCUUAUCGAUGGAUCCAGCAGUGUUGGGGAUGCCAAUUUUCGCACUGUUCUGAGCUUCAUCACUGAAAUUGUGAAAUCCUUUGACAUUCAUCAGAUUGGUGCAAGAGUUGGUGCUGUCCAGUUCACAUACAAUCAGAGAACUGAAUUUGAUUUUGGUGAACAUUUAACAACGGACUCGGUGCUAAAUGCUAUCAAGGCUAUCCCUUACUGGAGUGGUGGCACAGCCACUGGGGAAGCAAUUACUUACACCACAAAGAAUUUGUUUGGAAAAUUGAAGAACAGCAAUCUGAAUGUGCUGAUCAUCAUCACUGAUGGCCAAUCUUAUGAUGAUGUUGAGGUUCCAGCAACUGUGGCACAUCAAUCAGGUACAGUCAUAUUUUCAGUUGGAAUUUCAUGGGCAAUGGAGCAGGAACUGAAAGCAAUGGCUUCAGAACCCAAAGAUGCACAUACUUUCUUCGUGCGAGAUUUCCCAAUGGUGUUCAAGCUCGUGCCUGAUAUUCUCAAAGGCAUCUGCAAAGAUUAUUUGGCUGUAGCAAUGUGAUCCAACAGCUACCGUGUGCCUUGAUAUUCAAAGGCAAUGAACUGAUUCUUGUCAUCAAUACUAACAAACAUGCUAGUGCAUUAUUUUGUAGAAAUAUAGGCCUGGAUAUAUUAAUAUAUGGUACUGCAUAUGCUAUUUCUACUACUUCACAAAUUAUUCAAAAUAAAAUCAGGAAUUUUAAGAUUUAAUUAACAUGGCAGUAUGCAAGAAUGCCUUUAUAAUCAGAGCUUGUAUGGUGAUAGACAAUGUACUGCAUGUUUGAGAUAAAUGUUGGUACUGUUUCAGUAAGAGUGUUUAAAAAGUGUGUUGGUCAUUUGAUUUCAGUUAAAGGUUCUUUACAUAAAAUGACUGGUUUAAAAUGUAUCUAACAUGUCCUUAUUGUCUGAAUGUUGUGUAAGCCAAUUUACAGAUACCUUACAGUUUAAAAUGAAUACCAGUCUAUUAAAUUUGAAUGAGCGACCAAGUGGGUAUUUGUGCUUACAAUAGUUCUAGUAGUAGAUAAGGUCAUGUCCAAAAAUUUAAAUCCUGAAGAAAAUUAUCAGCUUGAAAAUGGAAUCAAUUCCAAGCACUGGAAAUCACCUUGCAACUUGUUACCUUUUUAGAACGGACUACAUCCUUACGGUGUAGAGUAGAAUGUCUUCAAAAAUAAAUUUAAGGUAGUACAGUUUAUUAUAUUUCUUAGGUAUGAUAGUGAUUUUUUUUAAAGAAGUGCUUUUUAAAAUACAAACUGCACAAACAACGAACUACUCACAAUCUCUUGGAAUUGAUUGCUCACAUUAUCACAAAAUAAUAUUUGCAGAUUAAAUGUUCAAUUUCUCAUGUUUUGUUUAUUGUACAUAAAAUAUUAACUUCAACAUUUGGCCCACUGAUAACUUGACUGCCAAAUUACCAGAGACAAGAAAAUAACAUUUUAAGACAAUGUGGGCUUCUUCUUCCAUUCUGCUUCCUUAGAUUUGAUAAAACAGGAUCUUGCCAGUGAAUCACAAUCACUAAACAAAAGAAAAAAGAACUGCAGAUGCUGCAAAUCAGAAACAAAAUCAAAAUUGCUAGAAAAAAAAAUCAGCAGGGCUGGCAGCAUCUGUGAAGAGAAAAUAGAGUUAAUGUUUUGGGUCGAGUGAUCCUUCUUCAGAAUUGAAAUCACUAAUUAUCUUGGAAGGGCUAAUAAUUCCAUGCACCUUAACUGAUAAUUUCCUAGAACUUAAAAUUUCCCCUACUACCAGGCUACAGUAAAGUGAAUUCUGAGGUGAAUCAACUUGCUUUCGGACUGGAGAGCAGAAACAAUUGAAGUAAAAGCUCGGCAUUCUGAACUCUUAAGUGUAUAGUAUCAGACCGUGAACAGCAGAAGUUUCCAUUCUAAGUAUAUACUAACCUAAUCGAUGGCAUCUGUAUCCCUGGACUAGGAAGUGAAAAAUGAGCUAUGGUUCCCAUUCUUGAUUGUAAUCAAGUAAUUGUUGCUAGAAAAUGUGAAAGUGUAGAUCAUGGUUAGAAAUCAAACUAAUCCCAUUUGUUUUGCCCUUUGUGUUUAAAGUGGCCUUUGAUUACUGUUAACAAUCUCACAAUAUAAAAAAACCACUGAGCCAAAGUGUAGGCAUGCUGGUCAAAGUGAUGCAACCAUACAUUGCAAGAAGACAUGGCAAGAGACAGAGAAGGAAACUUGGACAGAAACAUAUACAUCAUCCUUGUCUCUUUGUAUAACCAUUCCACAAAAUCAAGUUUGAUAUAUCCUGUUUAAAUCUAGGCCAGUUUCCAUUUGGUAGCUGAAAUAUCUCCACAAAGGCUAGUAGCCCAUUACCAAGUACCCCUUUAUUUACACAUGCACAGUCCAUUGGCACUGGCCCAGCUAUCUCAGAGAGAGAGAGCAGAACCCUUGUUACUCCUUUUUAUUUUCUCCCCUCUUUCAUUUUUUAAAUAUCACUACACCACUGCCUUACAGCGAUAGUGCUUAUUUCUCCCCACAGCACCUAUGUUGUGUGAGCAUCUAAGUACAAGAGUCAGUAAAAACACAAAUGUGAAAGACAAUUUUAUUCUGCGUUUUCACUGCCAGAAAAAAUGCUCACGUGACCAGUGAAUCAUUAACAAGUAAAGUUCAGAACGAGCAAUGCUUACAUGAAAAAGGUCAAGGAGUGUGUAGGGAUCAAAUCAAAAUAGAGUUGGCGGAGGCGGGGGGAAAUGGGAGGAAUCUCCCGUUUAUAUCUGUUAGGCAGGGCUCCCUGAUUGGAGCUGUUAACUGGUCCAAUCAGGAAACUCAUAUUCUACAAUGUCCACCAAUCUGACUUUGUUACAAUCACUACAAAAAUUGUGUUUAACAAGAACAAAUGGAAAUGAAAUUUUUUAAAAAUGGAAGCUAACUAAAAAGUAUUAAAAAUGGCAAAAACAACAAAACUGGCUUGUGACUUCUAUUCCAUGCCAGUGACUACAACAUAGGUGUAUCAGGAAAGAAUCAAGUGACAUUAAAAACAUAUA
Molecule: messenger RNA, 4549 nt
Organism: Stegostoma tigrinum
Lineage: Eukaryota; Metazoa; Chordata; Chondrichthyes; Orectolobiformes; Stegostomatidae
Gene: coch
Product: coagulation factor C homolog, cochlin (Limulus polyphemus)
Exons: 12
Coding region: 425-2086 (553 amino acids)
Source: RefSeq, a predicted model, not a curated record